This is a messenger RNA of Colletotrichum lupini, 711 nucleotides long. RefSeq names its product ATP synthase F1. Gene Ontology annotation, cellular component: membrane. NCBI's taxonomy places the organism in Eukaryota, Fungi, Ascomycota, Sordariomycetes, Glomerellales, Glomerellaceae. Gene Ontology annotation, biological process: proton motive force-driven mitochondrial ATP synthesis. The record is from RefSeq and is a predicted model, not a curated record. Gene Ontology annotation, molecular function: proton-transporting ATP synthase activity, rotational mechanism. The transcript is spliced from 4 exons. Bases 1 to 711 code for a protein of 236 amino acids.
AUGUUCUCGAGACAGGCUGUUCGCACCCUCCGAGCGGCGGCUCCCGCUUCGCGCCUCGUUGCCCGCGCCCCGGCCGUCCGCACCUACGCCGCUGCCGCCGCGACCGAGGCCGUCAAGCCCCCCGUCGCCGUCUUUGGCCUCGACGGCACCUACGCCACUGCCCUGACGGCUAACUUUGCCCGAUCACAGUACACCGCCGCCUCCAAGACCUCUUCUCUGGACCCCACGGCCAAGGCCCUGGCCACCCUCGACGCCAUCUUCGCCAAGGACCCCAAGCUGACCACCGUCCUCGCCGCGCCCACCCUGACCCCCGAGGACAAGUCCGCCAUCGUCGCCGAGCUCACCAAGCAGGCCGGCGCCGGCUCCCAGGAGACCGUCAAGAACUUCCUUGCCGCCCUCGCCGAGAACAACCGCCUCGGCCUCCUCCCCGGCAUCACCCAGAAGUUCGCCGAGAUCAUGAGCGCCGCCCGCGGCGAGGUUGAGCUCACUGUCACCAGCGCCACUCAACUCGACAACAAGACCCUCAACCGCCUCGAGAGCUCCAUCGCCAAGUCCUCCUACGUCGGCCAGGGCAAGAAGCUCAAGGUCACCAACAACGUCAACCCCGAUAUCGUCGGAGGCCUCAUUGUCGAGAUUGGCGACCGGACCAUCGACCUCAGCGUCUCUGGCAAGAUUGCCAAGCUCAACAAGCUUCUCACUGACACUUUGUAA